GCUGUUGAUAGUAGCGUCGCUGAAAUAUUUCUCUAGAGCCUAGACGUCAGCUACGUCUUAUCUACUGCGCGCGUUCCUAUAUUUUACAUUUUCAUAAUAUUCCAAAUAUUUACAAUGCCUACGAAUGAAUUUCAAUAUACGAAUGAACGUACAAACUGUUUAAGUUCGAAAACUACUACUCUCUACUCUAAUCCGUCGACUCGUAUUUGUAAUAAUCCCGAUCAAACUUUCCAUCGAAAGUUCAUCCAUAAUUAAUGAAGCGUAGAAUCAUGAUGGUGCGGUGGGGGUUCAACCCAAUUUCAGUGCUCGAGCAGUGCCGAUCAACGACAGACGUUCCUCUUCAUCAGCCAUUAUGCUGUACAAGUUGAUGAACAUUUUUGUGCUGUUCCUCGCGAUACAAAACAAUUCUAGUGCUACGAUUCACCGCAUGGAACAUCACAUAGACAUUCGUCAAUACAAUGCGUCCUAUUACGAUGUGAAAACUGGAAUUGGACUGAAAGCAGAAUUAGAGGAUUCUGGUAGAGAUCCGUUAACUGUUAAGGUUGGAUUUCGAGGUCUUCCCUGUCACUGCGAACAACUUACCUGUAGCUGCUGUACCGGAAUCAAUAUGACAGCGAUCAACUUUAACCGUCGCGCGUGUACCAAAUUCACUUAUGACCCUUCCGAAUUUGCUAUUAAAUUGGCCUUGAGCAUGAACGAGAGAGAAAUCUACACCAACUCUUUUUCCGUUAAAAAUCCACCACCGUUGUGUUCCCCGAUGCCUUACCUGCCUUUUGCGAGCUUUUGCAUUCGUUUCUUCGACAUGUACACCAUAGGGAGAAAUCUUCACGCCUGCAUCGACUUGGAGACACGCAUCGUCGGCUCGCCGAUCUUGAUUUUACAUUUUAACUGUGUCAAAGUGGGGGCUGAUGGCAUUUCCUGGUCAAAACCUGGAAACGAUAGCAAUGCCGUUGUUGCUCUUCAAACGAAACCGGAUGUAAGCGAACUCGAAGAGUACGACCAAGUGGACUUUGAACAACAAGAUCUCGAGGUUUACGUAAACUACACCCAGUCAACGUUAAGCCCCGAACAGGAAGCGUUAAUUGGACAGCUCAAGUUAUGACGGUCGCGCGUCG
Hylaeus anthracinus is the source of this 1115-nucleotide messenger RNA. RefSeq lists its product as uncharacterized. The record is from RefSeq and is a predicted model, not a curated record. The transcript has 3 exons. The coding region runs from base 353 to 1102 and encodes 249 amino acids. NCBI's taxonomy places the organism in Eukaryota, Metazoa, Arthropoda, Insecta, Hymenoptera, Colletidae.